CAGCCAGGGGUGAUCGCCAAGGGAAACCUGCGGGAGCUGCAGGCUACUGUUCACCCUUCCCAACCCACCAGCAGCAAGGAUCCCUCGCUCUCUCGGACUGCUCCAAGACUGCAGAGAGAGAGAGAGAGAGAGAGAGAGAGACUCCUGCGGGGGGGGGGGGGGCAUUAUUCAGAGCUCCGAGGGUCUACACCGCCGAAGUCAUAAAACCCAACUAAGGGUCAUACCGGAGAGUCCACGCGCCUCACAAGGAUAUUGAUCGCACUUCGUUGGGCUGCUGCAGGACAUAUUUGUUCUCGGAGCUGGUUAUUUCUUGGGAUCCGUCACCUCCUUCUAUAAAGGUUGCUCUUUCGAGGCGAGAUCUCUGCCAUGGAGUUAUCAGGUGGCCUCUUUCUCCUUCUGAUGCUUGGGGUCUGCGCGACAAACCGAAUUCCAGAGUCUGGUGAUGAUAACAGUGUGUUCGAUCUCUUUGAGUUGAUUGGCUUUGGCCGCAAGGGAGCGCGCAAGGCAGCAGGGGUGCAUCUGGUCAAGGGACCUGACACUUCCAGCCCUGCCUACCGCAUUGAGGAUGCCAACCGUAUCCCUGCUAUUCCUGACCACAAAUUCCAAGACAUUCUUUAUGCCAUCCAAGCUGAGAAGGGCUUCAUCCUGCUAGCUAACCUUCGCCCAAUGAAAAGGAGCCCUGGCACCCUGCUGGCUGUGGAGCGCAAGGACAACUCUGGCUACGCCUUUAAACUGGUGUUGAACGGCAAGGCAAAAACCUUGGACUUGAGUGUCUUUCCCAGGGAGGGCAAUCAGACUCUAGUUUCGGUGGAGGAUGUUGAGUUGCCCAUUGCACAAUGGAACAACAUCAUCCUUUUUGUCCAGGAGGAUCAGGCUCAACUGUACGUGGGGUGUGAGAAGAUGGUGAAUGUUGAGCUGGAAAUCCCUAUUCAAAACAUCUUCACCAGGGACCUGGCCAGCAGUGCCAGGCUCCGUAUUGCCAAAGGAGGAGUCAAUGACAACUUCCAGGGAAUUCUGCAGAAUGUGCGGUUCGUGUUUGGAACGACGCUGGAAGCCAUCCUGAGGAACAAAGGCUGUGAAAGCUCCACCAGAACAGUUAUUAAAUUGGACAAUCCCAUGAAUGGCUCUCGUCCAGCCAUCCGCACUAACUACAUUGGCCAUAAAACCAAGGACAUUCAGGCAAUCUGUGGAUUGUCCUGUGAUGAACUUAACAAUGUGUUCGUAGAACUGCAAAGUCUGCGUGCCCUGGUCACAACACUACAAGAUUCAGUCCACAAAGUGAACGGCGUUAUGGAAUUAGUUGGCAGUCUUCAGAUAAGCCCUGGAGCAUGCCUCCAUAAUACACAUGUGUACCAAAACACAGCCGAGUGGACCACUGACACCUGCACUACAUGUACUUGCCAGAAUUCUGUCGUUAUCUGCCGUAAAGUGUCUUGCCCUCUCAUGCCUUGUUCCAAUGCCACCGUUCCUGAUGGAGAAUGCUGCCCACGAUGCUGGCUCAGUGACUCUGCAGAAGACAUUUGGUCUCCUUGGUCUGAAUGGACUACCUGCUCUGCAACCUGUGGCAAUGGGAUUCAACAGAGAGGUCGCUCUUGUGACAGAAUCAGCCACCGUUGUGAAGGCUCCUCUGUGCAAACACGGAUCUGCAACAUGCAGGAAUGUGACAAGAGAUUCAAACAGGAUGGUGCCUGGAGCCAUUGGUCCCCCUGGUCUUCCUGCUCUGUUACUUGCGGUACUGGAGUGAUCACUAGAAUCCGUCUGUGCAACUCUCCACUUCCUCAGAUGGGUGGCAAAGACUGUGAAGGAGAAGCAAGAGAAAACAUUCCAUGCCAGAAAAGUCCUUGCCCAAUAAAUGGGAACUGGGGACCUUGGUCACCAUGGGACACCUGUGCUGUCACAUGUGGAGGAGGUGUACAGAAGCGUGGCCGUCUUUGCAACAAUCCUGAGCCCAAAUAUGGAGGGAAGGAUUGUAUUGGAGACACUUUGGACACCCAGAUCUGCAACAAGCAGGAUUGCCCAAUUGAUGGAUGCCUGUCUAACCCUUGCUUUGCGGGAACUACGUGUACUAGUUUUCCUGAUGGUUCCUGGAAAUGUGGUGCCUGCCCUGCUGGCUAUCAUGGAAAUGGGGUUAAAUGCAAAGAUAUUGAUGAGUGUCAAGAGGUCCCCGAUGCCUGUUUUGUCCUUGGAGGAGUGCACAGGUGUGAGAAUACUGAGCCUGGGUACCAUUGCCUGCCUUGCCCACCACGUUUUACUGGAAAACAGCCCUAUGGUCGAGGUGUGGAGAAUGCAAUAGCAAACAAACAGGUCUGCAAACCACGUAACCCAUGUGCUGAUGGAACUCAUGACUGCAAUAAGCACGCCAGGUGCAUUUACCUUGGCCAUUUCAGUGAUCCCAUGUAUCGCUGCGAAUGUAGACCAGGUUAUGCUGGUAAUGGUAUUAUCUGCGGAGAAGACACAGACUUAGACGGAUGGCCAAAUGUGAACCUUCCCUGUGUUGCUAAUGCUACAUACCACUGCACUAAGGAUAAUUGCCCCAACCUUCCCAAUUCUGGGCAGGAAGACUAUGAUAAGGAUGGAAUUGGUGAUGCCUGCGACAGUGAUGAUGAUAAUGACAAUAUUGUAGAUGACAGGGACAACUGUCCAUUCAUUUACAACCCACAACAAUACGACUAUGAUAGGGAUGAUGUUGGUGAUCGCUGUGAUAAUUGCCCCUACAAUCACAACCCUGAUCAGAUAGACACUGAUAACAAUGGAGAAGGAGAUGCCUGUGCUGUGGAUAUUGACGGAGAUGGCAUUCUUAAUGAAAGAGACAAUUGCCAAUAUGUGUACAAUGUGGAUCAGAAAGACACAGACUUGGAUGGUGUUGGAGAUCAGUGUGACAACUGCCCUAUGGAACACAAUCCAGAUCAGACGGAUUCUGACUCUGACCGCAUUGGUGACAAAUGUGAUAGCAACCAGGACAUUGAUGAAGAUGGCCAUCAAAAUAAUCUUGAUAACUGUCCCUACGUGCCCAAUGCUAAUCAAGCUGACCAUGACAAGGAUGGGAAAGGAGAUGCUUGUGACCAUGAUGAUGAUAAUGAUGGCAUCCCUGAUGACAAAGAUAAUUGUAGACUGGUUCCUAAUCCAGACCAACUUGAUUCUGAUGGUGAUGGGCGUGGAGAUGCAUGUAAAGAUGACUUUGACAAUGAUAAGAUAUUAGACAUUAAUGACAUCUGCCCUGAGAACAUUGACAUCAGUGAGACAGACUUCCGUAGAUUUCAGAUGGUUCCCUUGGAUCCUAAGGGAACAUCUCAGAUUGAUCCCAACUGGGUUGUUCGUCACCAAGGCAAAGAGUUGGUUCAGACUGUCAACUGUGAUCCUGGCCUUGCAGUUGGUUUUGAUGAAUUUAAUGCUGUUGAUUUCAGUGGUACAUUCUUCAUUAAUACAGAAAGGGAUGAUGACUAUGCUGGCUUUGUGUUUGGAUAUCAGUCCAGUAGCCGUUUUUAUGUAGUUAUGUGGAAGCAAAUCACUCAGUCUUACUGGGAUCCAGAGCCAACUAAAGCUCAGGGAUAUUCAGGUCUUUCUAUCAAAGUAGUGAAUUCCACCACGGGUCCUGGAAUACACCUUCGUAAUGCACUGUGGCACACUGGAAAUACUACUGGACAGGUGCGGACUCUGUGGCAUGACCCUCAUCACAAAGGCUGGAAAGAUUUCACUGCCUACAGAUGGCGUCUCAGUCACAGACCAAAGACUGGCUAUAUCAGAGUUGUAAUGUUUGAAGGAAAGAAGAUCAUGGCUGAUUCUGGACCAAUCUAUGACAAAACAUACGCUGGUGGUCGGUUAGGAUUAUUUGUCUUCUCUCAAGAAAUGGUGUUCUUCUCAGAUCUUAAAUAUGAGUGUAGAGAUCCAUGAUCACAAAGCAGUUCAUACAGAGAUUAUUUCAAAAUGCUGGUAUUGCACCUUCUGAAAUGUUUAAUUUCUACAAACCCUGGGACCAUUUUUUUUCCUCUUUCCUUUCUUCUGGCUUCAUCAAAUAGAGACUCAAAUACAUGACCUGCCUCAAGAGAAUGCUUUUGAGAGAGAAAAUACAGCAAAGUACACUUCCCAUCUGACCUCUGUUAGCAGAGAAGAAAAGAAAUGUCUUUUGUGAAUAAGAACAUUCCUUGCCUCAGGAGCAAAUAGUCACUUCUGUAAGAAAGGCGUUUGUGCACCUGGGCAAUUGUCACUGCUUUUCUUUAACUGGAGGUCCAUUGGAGUAGCACUUUUGUAAUAAGAACAUUUUUAUGACGUGUUGUGGACUACUUAAAAACUAACUAUACACAUCAACUUAUAGAAGAGGGACAGGAGAAAGACUAGCAGAACUUAGAGGCAACUGCAUCACUUUCUGAAAAGGGACUAUGCUCCCUGGGGUUUAUAUCCAAGUAAAUUGGAGGGACUGUUACAUACUGUCUAACAGCGUGAUCUUAUGCAUGUUUGCUCAGAUGCAAGUCCCAAUGAAUUCAAUAGGAUUUAUUCCACAUACGUGUGCAUAGGAUGACAGCCUUACUCUGUUUCAGUUAAUAGGGAACUACUUUGCUUCAGUACAUAGGAAAGCUAGCUGGCUAGUCCCAUACAGCAUUAACUAAAUUUCAAGAAUUCCAUUGUGGGGCAACAGGAACAAUUAUAUUGGCACACUGGAUUGCAUGAGCUUGGUAAGAAAAGAGAUUCAGAGGAACAGAGGAGAAGAGCAAGUUUACAUGUGCCGUCGUAUGAUAACUUGCAUCUACAGGUUGCAUUCCAGAGGUAGCUAGUGCAGAUGUAACAAGAACAUUAAGGUGCCAAGGAGCGUCUUCAUCUCCGUUCAGCACUUGUAUUGGCUUCAAAGAACUAUGUUUAUUUCUUUUGUUAUGGUUACGAAGGCACAAAAAGUGACAAACACAAUUAAAUACAAAAUGCUUUUCUACAAAAUGCCAUGGAGUUUUUGUUUGUUUAUUUGUUUUGGUAUUUUUUCUAGUUUUUAAAACAUUGACUUUUGUAGAAGAGGCUGUAGAUAAAAAAGAAAGAGUAAAAUAUUUAUUUUUUACCUAUCCUGUCUGUUAUGAAUAACGAAGGACUAUAGAUUGAAACAGAAACAAUGCGUCAAGACUAUCCACAUAAUCAUUUUGCUACAUGACUCCAUGACUGUAAGAUUGUAAAUACAGGUUAUUUAUUGUUCCGUAGUGAAUCUAGACAGUUGUGUAUGAAGAUGCUUUAGCUGCAGAGAUAAUGUUUCCCAUAAGCAAUGUGGGGUAUAAAAAAGGAAAGAAAAAAGGAAAGCAGUAGGGUGGGGCUAAAUUUACGUUUUGUUCUCAGUUUUCCUUUCUUCUUCUGUACAAGACAGCUGGCAAAGUACCCUAGAGGGCUACUUACUGCUGCAUUGCCAAACCACAAAAAUGUUUAAACGUUGACUGUCCUUGUCUCUCCUAUCUGCCAAGAGAGGAUGCAAGAGAGCUUUCGGUUAACAUUGGUCACAAUCCACUUUCAGUCUAAACUCUUAUUGGUUUCAACAGGCUUUGCACAAGAGACGUUCCCAGUGGAUUGUUGCCUUUAUCAUGUUUGUAAUACUGGUAUAUGAUUAUGGUACAUUUGUAUUAGUCAGUGUACCAGGCAAAGAAGAAAAUCCCAACCCUGAGGAGGCUGCAGACUAAAGGAAGACAUGGCAUACGCAUUGUCUGACUUCUACAGAUCACACGCCUCAGCUACCAAUGUGUGGUUGCAGAAGUAGAAGUGCCUCACGGGUAGGGUUUCAGGAGCAUUGUUUAAAGACUGCUCAGGGGCAGCAUAACUUUAUCUACAAGCUGCUUCCUACUAGGAAAAAAAGAAUGUCAAAGGUGAAACUUUUACGUACAAAUAUUACCUCAUUGUUGUUUGACUGAGAAAAGGAGAGAGAGAAAACCUUUGGAUCAAGCAGAUUUUAAAUAUCUAACAAAAUUUAAAGCUACUGUAGUAUUAAGGAGG
This is a messenger RNA of Elgaria multicarinata webbii, 5955 nucleotides long. RefSeq names its product thrombospondin 1 (gene THBS1). NCBI's taxonomy places the organism in Eukaryota, Metazoa, Chordata, Lepidosauria, Squamata, Anguidae. The coding region runs from base 367 to 3891 and encodes 1174 amino acids. Gene Ontology annotation, biological process: cell adhesion; negative regulation of angiogenesis. Gene Ontology annotation, cellular component: extracellular region. The transcript has 22 exons. Gene Ontology annotation, molecular function: calcium ion binding; protein binding. The record is from RefSeq and is a predicted model, not a curated record.